GUUAGCGUGAUGUGGGAGGAGAGUGACAUUUAAAUUUUUUCCACAUCACUUCGCACAUCAGAAGAUAAAAAAUGAGCUCCAAAGAUCAACUAUUUCUUCGGAAGCUCGAAAGUUGCGAGGACAAGAAAGAAAGAGGGAAUUGAUUCGAACAUAUUUGAAAAAAAUCCACGAAGAGACGCAUAAAAGAAUGUAAAAUUUGUCCCCAAUUUUCCCGUUGGAUGUGAAUGGCUAAAUAUGGAAAAGGACAAGGCCUUGUCCAUCAAAGGAAACUUGCGUGGAAAAAUAUGCGUAUUGGACUUUUUCACGUAUUGUUGUAUAAAUUGCCUGCAUGUUUUGCCUGACUUACAUCAGCUUGAAUCAAAUUACAGCAUCGAAGAUGGUCUGGUUGUUGUUGGUGUUCAUUCAGCCAAGUUUGAAAACGAGAAAGUCUCUACUAAUAUACUCAACGCUAUUUUAAGAUAUGACAUCACACAUCCUGUAAUAAAUGAUAACGAAGCUGUUCUUUGGAAUGCUAUGGAGAUAGCGUGUUGGCCAACAUUGGUCAUAGUUGGACCAAAUGGUCAACUUUUGUUGACCCUUGUUGGUGAAGGUCAUCAUGUGAUAUUGAUGGAGUUUGUUGAUGCUGCAUUGAAGUGGUUUAAAUCAGUUGGUGAAAUAAAGGAUCACUCAAUCAACAUAAGCCUGGCAAAAAACAGCCUUCCAAAAACAAAUCUCUUGUUUCCUGGCAAAAUAUCAUUAAAUGAAUCCGGAGACCAGUUAGCCAUCUCCAACUCAGGUCAUCAUCAGAUCUUGCUGGUGGACGUGGGUGGUAAUGUUAUGUCAACUGUGGGUAAGGGAAUCGCAGGUUUGGUUGAUGGGGACUUCAAGGUGGCACAGUUUAACAGUCCACAAGGUGUGGCAUGGCAUGGCAACCAGAUUCUCUAUGUGGCCGAUACCGAGAACCAUGCAAUAAGAAAGAUCAAUUUAAAAGAAAAAGUAGUGAGCACAGUAGCUGGAAUGGGUACUCAAGGCAAUGAUAAAGUUGGUGGAAAAACUGGCAAAGAUCAAGCAAUCAGUUCACCAUGGGAUGUUGUGAUUGGCCCUUCCCCAGGUGCCUUGGAUAUUUUACAUGACGAAAGUGUCCUGUACAUUGCUAUGGCUGGAACACAUCAAAUAUGGGGACUGUGUUUGUCCGAUACCAAGUGGCUAAAGAGAAGUGACGAAAAAGCGAUGACGUGUCUAAGGUUUUCCGGAAGUGGAGCAGAGGAGAAUCGUAACAAUAGUUAUCCGCACAAAACUGGUUUUGCCCAACCAUCGGGUCUAAGUGUCGCCCGUGAAAAGCCAUUGGAAUGUAUUUUCCUGGCUGAUAGCGAGAGUAGCAGCGUCAGGUCCGUAUCGAUUGUCACGGGUGGUUCAAAGGCUCUGGUUGGAGCGGACAGAGAUCCAAUGAAUCUUUUUGCCUUUGGCGACAUUGACGGUAAAGGAGUUGAUGCAAAGCUACAACAUCCUCUGGCUGUCGCUUGGAAUAGUCGAAAAAACGAGCUCUAUGUUGCGGAUUCUUAUAACCACAAAAUUAAAGUGAUUGAUCCAUUAAAAAAGACUUGUACGACGAUGUUAGGUACUGGCCAGGCUGGAUGUGUGGAUGGUGAAAUAAAGGAUGCACAAUUUAACGAACCAGGCGGUCUGUGUGUCAGCGCAGAUGGUAACGUGUUAUAUAUUGCCGAUACUAACAGUCACGUUAUACGCAAAGUGGAUAUAAAAGGUGCUAAAGUCAGCACGUUACCCAUAUUAAGUCUUGUUGCUGCGGACGUGGACGCCUUGGCAGACUCGGCCGACAACAUCAAAGAUCCACGAGAAAAGUAUCGACGACUCGCACCGAAAAAUGCGAAGAUCAUACAAUGUAAUCCUGUCAAAGUUAAUGACAAUUCAUUAGACGUACAAUUUACUUAUGGUUUACCAGCCCAGUGUAAGUUAACAGAAGGCGUAAAAAGCAAAUGGCAAUGUACAGCGUUUAAAGAUUCCUUGGAAGAAGAUGCUCGUGUACUCCACAGCGGAGUUUUGCCCAAAGUUGGUACACCUUCGUCCUUCGUGGCGAAAAUGGCCGAAAAUUCUGAAACUCAAAUCAAAGUUGAGGCAAAGAUAUACUUCUGUGAACCGGACGGUGCAUGUUAUAUGCAAGGAAUUGUAUACGUGCUACCUGUAGUGCAUCAUGGUGAAGGCUCGCUGAAAGAUGACGGACCUGUAAAGCUACAUUUUGACUGCACUAAACCUUAAAACUCGUGAUAGCUGCCAAAUAAUUUUUCUCUUUUUUGCAUUGCGUAAUAAUUUGACUCUCGACCUACAUAAAAUAAUCACCAUGGCAUUAUCUCAGUAUACAUUCAUUGUGAGUUAGAAGAUGCACCAUUGUUCAAUAGGCUACAACAAAAUAACAACUCGUUUUCAUUUCAAGUA
This is a messenger RNA of Xenia sp. Carnegie-2017, 2430 nucleotides long. RefSeq names its product NHL repeat-containing protein 2-like. The transcript has 10 exons. Bases 235 to 2253 code for a protein of 672 amino acids. Gene Ontology annotation, molecular function: protein binding. The record is from RefSeq and is a predicted model, not a curated record. Lineage: Eukaryota; Metazoa; Cnidaria; Anthozoa; Malacalcyonacea; Xeniidae.